GCUUUUAUUUUUUAUGCUUAUUCAAUUAUUUGUAGCCCUAUUUGUAUUCUUAAAUUUUGAUCUCUUUAGCUAUUCCCUGUUUCUUUCAUCUUCGACCUCCCUUAUACUAAGUUAUCUGUUCUGUAUAAACACUUGAUGGCUAAUCACUUCGACAAAGUGUAUGUGGAAUGGUAUCAUCACAGUGAGUCAUUUUACCAUGAAUCUGAUGUAGAGAGUGAUUAUGAUAUGCAUGAAUUUGAAGAGGAGAGUGAUUAUGAUAUGCAUGAAUCUGAAGGAAUGCAAGAAAUGCUACAUGAUAUUGGAUGUGCUUAUAACAUCAAUGACGGAUCAGAUGAACCUGUUGGGAUUAGUUCAAGCAAUGUGAAUAAGGAAGCUGUGGAGUUUUAUAGACUUUUGAAGGAGGCAGACAAAGAACUAUAUCCCAAUUGUCAGCAUUUCUCUCGCCUAUCUUUCAUCGCGCAACUAAUGAACAUUAAAAUCCUUUAUGGAUUGAGUGGGAGAGCAAUUGAUGCAAUUUUAGAAUUAUUGACUAAAGUUCUUCCAAAGGGCAACAAGGUACCUUCCUCAUUCUAUGAAGCAAAGAAGAUUUUUGAAGAGUUAGGAUUAAAGUAUGAGAAGAUAGAUGCUUGUGUGAAUGAUUGUAUUCUUUAUUGGGGAAAAUAUGAAAAAGAACAAUCAUGUCCUGUUUGUGGUGUUAACAGAUGGAAAAAUGGUGGAGAACAAGAUAGAGGAAAGCAACUUCCUUGUAAGAUUUUGCGUUAUUUUCCUCUAAAGGAUAGGAUUAAGAGAUUGUACAUGUCACCUAAAACGGCAUCAGAGAUGAUAUGGCACGAAAAAAAGCGUCCUGAUGAUGGAUUUAUGCGACAUCUCGCAGACUCUUUGGCUUGGAAAAGCUUUAACUCUCAGCAUCCUUCUUUUUCUGCAGAUCCACCUCCAGGAAAUGACAUUGAUGUAUACCUUCAACCUUUGAUAGAUGAAUUGAAGGACCUAUGGGAAAAUGAAGUGGAGGUGUAUGAUGCGGCAUCAAAAUCUAACUUUAAUGUGCGGGUAGCUUUGAUGUGGACGACUAGUGACCUUCCGGGUCUUGCUAUAUUAUCAGGAUAUAGUACAAAAAGUAAAUUUGGAUGUCCAAUUUGCAAGACUGAGACUUGUUCAUUAAGGCUCCGAAAUGGUCAUAAAACAUGUUACUUGGGUCAUCGUCAUUUUCUUCCACCGGACCAUCCUUGGCAUGAAGAUGCAAAUGCUUUUGAUGGAACAGCAGAACAUCGUCAUGCACCUAAAGAGUUGACGGGAAAAGAUGUGGUGGAACAAUAUAAGCUCUUCAAUCAGAUACAUGUAGAAGACAUGGAAUCACUCGAGAAGUCAAUAGUUGUGACUUUUUGCAAGCUGGAGAAGGUCUUUCCCCCGUCCUUUUUCGAUAUAAUGAUUCAUUUACCUUUACAUUUGCCUGGGGAAGCAAAAGUUGCAGGCCCUGUCUCCUAUAGGUGCAUGUACUUUGUUGAAAGAUUCUUACGUCGGUUGAAGUCAUUUGUUAAGAAUACUGCUCAUGUAGAAGGAUCGAUUGUCGAGGCUUAUAUUGUUCAUGAAGCUGUGAUGUUUUGCUCAUUAUAUAUGCCUGAAGUUGAGACAAGAUUAAAUCGUGUUGGAAGAAAUUAUGAGGGGGUGGAUGAAUCAACUACCUCGAAGCUUCAAAUUUUUAAAUGUAUUGGGAGGCCAUUACGAGAAAACAAAUAUGAGGAGUUGAGCUUCAUGGAAUGGGAUCAAGCUCGAAGCUAUGUGCUUCAUAAUUAUACAAAAGAUUCAAAUUGGCAUGUUGUGAUCAAGACAAAACCUCGUGAUUUUUAUGAUUUUCCUCCUGAUGAAGAUACAGUUGAGUCAUAUCAUGAAAAUGAGGAGAUUGGGCAUACACAACAAGAUGCCUUGGUGUGUGAUAAUGAUCUUAUUUUGAAUCGAUUAGAAAUAGAAAAUGUUGAUGUUGAACAAAGGCCAAUAACUAAUGACCUGUUGAUAGAAGAUGAAGAUGUAGAAGAUGAAACUGACUAUGAGGAUGAUCUUAUUUUCAGUGAAGAAGAAGGGGGGCCUCCACCAGAAGAUACAGAUGGUGAUGAUUUAUGAUCAUUUGCUUUGAUUUGUAAUUUAAUGUUUUGGGACAAUAUUUUGGAAUCUAUUAUUAAAGUUAUGUAAAAUUAUUUUAUUAAGAUUUUAUUAUUUAAUUUAAUUUAAUUUUAGUGGUUUUUUUUCUUCAUAACAUAAAGUUCAUUUAUGAUGUUUGCAGCAUUGGUGCUAAUAAAAUAAAGUACAUGAA
This is a messenger RNA of Rubroshorea leprosula, 2305 nucleotides long. Lineage: Eukaryota; Viridiplantae; Streptophyta; Magnoliopsida; Malvales; Dipterocarpaceae. The record is from the annotation of a GenBank genome assembly.